AUGAUGCAUAAAUUCUGCUUUGAAGCUUUGGACCGAACUAUGAGAGAUAUAAUGCGUGUUAAAAAUCCAAACAGCUUUGAUAUGACUUUUGGUGGAAAAAUCGUGGAGUUAGGUGGAGAUUUCAGACAGAUUCUACCAGUAAUUCCAACGAGACAAGAUAUUGUGGAAGCAAGUAUAAAUUCAUCCUAUCUUUGGAGAAGGUGUAAAGUAUUUAGGCUAACAAAGAAUCUAAGGCUUAGGGCCUUGCAAUCAGAUAGUGAAGUUGCAAAGUGGAUUGCUAAUAUAGGUGAUGGAACAAUUGGUGAUUCAAUGGAUGGAGAAUGUGAGAUAAAUAUUCCUGAAAAUUUUUUACUAACGUGUGUUGAGGAUCCUAUUUCUACAAUUGUUGAUAGCAUAUUCCCGAGGUUUCGUAGGGGCAACAGAGAUCUUAAAUAUCUAAAAGAUCGUGCAAUUUUGGCCCCAACUUUGGAUGUGGUAGAUACAGUCAAUGAAUACAUGAAUGAAUAUAAUAUAAUGCUGAAGGAAAGACGUAUCUCAGAAGUGAUUCGGUAUAUAUGUAAAUUUGAUUCUAAUGUUAAAAAUACUUUUUUUUGA
Ipomoea nil (Japanese morning glory) is the source of this 594-nucleotide messenger RNA. RefSeq lists its product as uncharacterized. NCBI's taxonomy places the organism in Eukaryota, Viridiplantae, Streptophyta, Magnoliopsida, Solanales, Convolvulaceae. The record is from RefSeq and is a predicted model, not a curated record. The transcript has a single exon. Gene Ontology annotation, molecular function: DNA helicase activity. Bases 1 to 594 code for a protein of 197 amino acids. Gene Ontology annotation, biological process: DNA repair; telomere maintenance.